AUAGCCGUACGAGAUUUUUGCUUCGGUCUAGUCAGCCACUCAGAUAUUGAACAUUCCAAAGGCCGGUCUCCUCCUUUUCGGUGUUCUUUGUAGUCGCUCGCUGCACCUAAUAAAAACAAAAAUGCUGUCUGCUGCCAGAUUGAUCGCCCCUGCAGCUAGGUCUGCCAUCUUCAGCAACACAGCACUUGUGAGGCCCCUGGCUGCAGCGACCACACAGAAACAGAUUGUACCUGUGGCGGCGCCUGCCCAGAUGCCCGCUAUCAGGGCCUUCCAGACCACAGCGGUCACCAAGGAUAUUGACUCCGCAGCCAAGUUCAUUGGUGCUGGUGCAGCGACAGUAGGAGUAGCUGGCUCCGGAGCGGGUAUCGGAACAGUGUUUGGUUCCCUCAUCAUUGGUUACGCCAGGAACCCCUCUCUCAAGCAACAGCUCUUCUCAUACGCCAUCUUGGGUUUCGCCCUGUCAGAAGCCAUGGGUCUCUUCUGUCUUAUGAUGGCCUUCUUGUUGCUGUUUGCUUUCUAAGCCAAUUACUUUUAAGAACACUACUACUGCCAUCCGACAUAGCGAGGUUUCAGUGUUUACUAUCUGGAGUGGACGGCCGUGGAAUCAAUUGUGUGGAAACCUCACCCUCAUAGUGGUGUAAGGACUGUGUAAUUAUGUUUCACCAGUGCAACAUCAGGAAUGCGAUUUAUUUAAUUAUGUAGUAUAAAUUCUGCUAAUAAAACAUUGUUUUUGAACAUUUAAUGAAUACUACAAUUAUUCCUAUACCUGAUUAUUGUAGAGUUAUGAAAAAUCAUGUUUUUGAUAAUCUCUCAGUAUAAUUGUUGAAGGGCAGGUGAUGAUAUUUUAAGCCAGUUAGCGUGUAUUGCGUGUGUAUUGUCAUCAACUUCACUUGUUAUACUGUUUGGGAAUGUCGGCAUCUGUAUUGUACAUUUUUAGGGCGAUUAAAUGAUACAAACUAAACGUU
This is a messenger RNA of Papilio polytes (common Mormon), 965 nucleotides long. It is a transcript of the gene ATPsynC, whose product is annotated as ATP synthase lipid-binding protein, mitochondrial. Gene Ontology annotation, biological process: proton motive force-driven ATP synthesis; proton transmembrane transport. NCBI's taxonomy places the organism in Eukaryota, Metazoa, Arthropoda, Insecta, Lepidoptera, Papilionidae. Gene Ontology annotation, molecular function: proton transmembrane transporter activity. The record is from RefSeq and is a predicted model, not a curated record. The transcript is spliced from 4 exons. Bases 122 to 520 code for a protein of 132 amino acids.